GGUGAAACAAGUGCAUGUAAACCAGUUAUUAUGAAAACGGUACCUAUGUGUUCUUGAAUUGUCCGCUCAGUGACAGUUAAACCCUCUUGAAUAUUGGAUGAUUUUGUGAUUUACUUCGCGACUGAUUGGAAUAUUAUGCAAAUCUCAUUAUAUCUUCUGGCAUUUUUGGCCAUCAGUGAAACUCAGCAGAGAGAGUACGGAAACAGGAACCGUCGAUUAUCGUUCCAGUCAUCGUAUCCCUCCGAAUCCAGCAACUUACAGAUUGGAGGCAUAGACGUAGACAGCUAUGGAAAAACAGCUGAGCUUCCUGCACAAGACUCCUAUCCGUAUUCUACAGGAGUAGGAAAGUUCCUUCCUUUCCACCAAUACACCCACCCGGACAUUUCCUUCGAAGCGGACAUAGAACCGAACCUCCGAUCGCAGCAGCUGCACCGAUUACCCCGAAUCCAGUCGGCCAGCAGCAAUGCCGUCGAUAAGCCGGUGCAGGAAUCUCAAGAGUACGUGCCGCCCCAGGCGGCCGGCACUGCAGUAAUCCCCGGGAUGCCGCCUCCAGCCACCCCGGUCAGCGCGGCGGCGGCCAACGUGCCCGGAAAUGGAGGGGCGGUCUUCCUGGGGUCUGGGUCGCUUGGGGUGAUCGACUUGGGAGGAGGUGCCUAUGCCCUGGGCUCGGGAGGCCUUGGAUACUCAGACACAAGACAGAAUCCCAGACCGUCAAUAAGAUCGCCAGCUCUGCCACCUAUCGGGGCAGAUCCAAAUUUAGUACCCGCGGCAGUGAACACUCCACAACAAGACCCUUCGUUUGUCCUACAUGAUUAUCCAUUAUCAGCAGAUCAACCUUCACAAACGGAUCAAAAUGGAUAUGAAUUCCUCCGUCCAGAUAGAGUUGGCUUUGGUGAUCCUUUGCCAAUAAGACCACUGAAGACCACCAAUACCUAUGCAACCCCCACCAAUCUACUAAUACGACCUCAAAGCCCUUCUUAUCAGCAACCUGAUAUAUAUCAUCAACUGUAUGGUCAGAGUAAUGCUGGCCUAUAUUCUUCUUCGUUCCUGAAAAAAUGAUGUUACUGUGAUUUUUCAAAUAUCAUUGUGCAAUUUGUUUUAUGAUGAAUUUUGUAUUGCUAAUAUAUUUUGGGCAAAGUAAGGUCAUAGUUUGAAGGGCGAAGAAUCAUGUUUUUAUUAUAUAAAUGAUAAUUGUCUUGAAACAUAUUUUUGUUGGUCAGUCAUUAUUAGAAUAUUUCUAUGAAAAUUAUCAGCCAUCAAUAUGGAACAAGAAAAAAUCAAAUCUGCAUUGGAUCAAUUAUAAGAUUAUUAUAUGUAUGUAUGAAAUUCAUCAAAACCCAAGACACUAGAUUUUAUUGACAUAAUUAUUCCUAAUUUUCAUGAAUAUUUCCUAUACUCAUAAGGGUGCAUGUUUCAGGAUUCAGUAUUGAGAUUUCAGCUUUUUCUUCUUAUAAUUAUAAGAAUGUUCGUUGUAACACCACAUUUUCAUCAUUGAUGGAAGUUACGUACGUCACUCUCUGAUGCACCGAAUUGUUGAAUAAAAAACGCAACUGCUUAUCUCAUUACUCAUUUUUAAUUGCGUGAUCUGAUGGUGAUUUAGGUUGAUUUCAAUUAGACGCUCAGAAUUGAAGCGAAAACAAAUGUGAAAUAAAAAACGAUGUAUUAAGAGUGUUAUUGGAGUUGUUGUCUUCAGAUCCAGAAGUUCUAGCAGUUCUUCUGAUAGUUCCGAGAAUGGAAUAUUAUAUUGGGGAGUAGACGAGAUAGGUUGAAAAUUCUCGACAAUUUAAAUACAAAACAUUGCAAUAAAUCAAAAUGAGCACCUACUUAUACCUACUUAAAUUUCUGUUGAGUUUUUUAGGUUAUGCUGUUGCUGUCAUUUCGGAAGUCACCAAAACUUGUCCACCAUCUCUGUCCUUAUAUAAUAAUAAUAAUGUUUAUUCACUGAUCUGAAUAUAAUUCAAAAAUACAUAAAAAUUAGAUCGUAAAUAAACGAAGUAUCACAGAUGCAAAAAUUUGCUUGUACGUGACUUUGAUAAUAGGAAUAUAACAGACUUACUUAAUUAUGAAUGAAUAAUUCAUGGAAGUGAUAUUUCACUGACACUAACAUUGACAUACGCAAACGCUUAGUUGCCGAUGUAAAGAGCGUUAUAGUUUCAAGAAUUUCCUAUUUUGCAAGUACCAUUCUAUGGAAGUCAAGUUUUGUUAGCUUUCUUAUACCUAGAAAUGUUCGAAAACUUGUGAUUAAGAUCACAAACUAAAUAUGUAAAGCAUUAUUAAUUUUUUUUAUGUUAAAAAUUUCCAUCUUAACAAGCAAUUGAAAACAAAAGAUCUUUUUCUCGAUAAUGGUCGCAGAUGCGUAAAAUUCAUGGAAGACAAAAAAAAUCAUAAACAAAACAAGUAGCUCAUUUUGUGUUUCAAAAUAUACCGGGGUAGCAAAACAAAAAAGUUUUUGGAGCGAAAAUGGGUUUAACUCCUCAACUGUAUGAUGUGUAUCCUAAAACGUAUAACCUAUGUUCCAAACUCGAUCUGAAAAUCUCGAAAACAAAAAGAGCAAUUGAGAAAAACAAGAUCUUGAAGUAUUAAUGCUCUGUAGAUCGGAAACGAAGCGUUUGUGUACACAUAUUUGUAGAAAAAAAAGUUCAAAUAAUGAUUGUACAGUGAAUAAAUGCUUGGAAGAAUUCUUGUUAACAUAUUCAAUUAAUUCACCUAUAUUUAUAAUGGUGUUCCAGACAUUUUUCUGUUACGUAUAUUUCUAGUGUUAUAUUUUUGAGAAAUCAUCAAUAUACUAAAC
Messenger RNA from Phaedon cochleariae (mustard beetle), 2791 nucleotides. The record is from the annotation of a GenBank genome assembly. Lineage: Eukaryota; Metazoa; Arthropoda; Insecta; Coleoptera; Chrysomelidae.